Molecule: messenger RNA, 3392 nt
Organism: Rhincodon typus (whale shark)
Lineage: Eukaryota; Metazoa; Chordata; Chondrichthyes; Orectolobiformes; Rhincodontidae
Gene: cdip1
Product: cell death-inducing p53 target 1
Exons: 5
Coding region: 210-830 (206 amino acids)
Biological process (GO): intrinsic apoptotic signaling pathway in response to DNA damage by p53 class mediator; tumor necrosis factor-mediated signaling pathway
Molecular function (GO): zinc ion binding
Source: RefSeq, a predicted model, not a curated record
UGUAGUCUCUCAACCCCGGCUUGAGCCCUCACUUCCUGCAGGCACUUCGGGGCCGCUUGGACUACAAGCCCCAGAGGGCCCCGCGGCCCCGGCCACUUCCCUCGCCCCGCCUGCCGACCCCGCUGUGUGUUUUCUUCCUGAGACCUGAGGGGAGGCGAGGGGAGGGGAGCGGAGCAAAGUAGCGGCUUUCGGAGCAGGAGUGCUGAACAAUGUCAGAAGAACCACCACCUCCGUAUCCUGGGGGGUCUUCUGCUCCAUUACUUGAAGAGAAACCAGGACAGCCACCAUCGACAGUGCAUAUGCCACCUACUACUCAAACCCAUGGAUAUUCCAUCCCACCAGAUGGUGGACCACCCCCUUAUGAGCCAAUGGCGCAACCAGGAUUUGUACCUCUCCACACACCAGCAGAAGGUGGCAUGCCCACACCGCCGCAUGGUUACUACCCAACAGCUGGACAUUACCCACCGCCAGGCCAUUAUGUACCCCCAGGCCACUAUCCUCCCCCUCCUGGACACUAUGUUCCUCCAAGUGGACAAACAGCAACUGUUAUAGUCCCCCCAGGUGCUGCAACAACAGUGACAGUGCUGCAAGGGGAGAUGUUUCAAGCUGCACCAGUGCAGACCAUGUGCCCUCACUGUCAGCAGACUAUCACAACUAGGAUCACUUAUGAAGUCGGCUUACUGAAUACUUUGUUUUGCCUCUUCUGUUGUUUUGUGGGGUGUGAUUUGGGCUGCUGCUUAAUCCCCUGCUUGAUAGAUGAUCUGAAGGAUGUGAUUCACACUUGUCCAAAUUGUAAAGCUUACAUAUACACAUACAAGCGGGUAUGCUAACAAACAUCCUGAUCCUGUCUGAGAAGCGUUGGAAUAAGUUUAAAAUGGCCGACUUAAAUUGUUCACUUUUUAGUUCAAUUCAAAUGUUAUGAUCUAAAUGAUUGUGAUAUUUACAGCAUAUACUGUGCUGUAUUUACAAGCAACUGUGAAUGCCUUACUUGCAGAACAUAUUAUUUUGAAAAAUUUUACCUAUGUAUAAUUUUGUGUAAACAGUAUAAAUGUCAUACCCAACUUAAAAUAGCUUUCCAACUUUUGAAGCUCCCUGUGCAUAGUUAUCUUUAAGAUGGUGAUUGGUUUUGAAUCUUUAGUAUUUAUAUAUGCAUAUUUGGUCAUUGUGCUGAUGGUGUUAAGAACUAAGGGAAAAUAACUGGUUCCAUCCCAAAACAUUGCACCAAUGAUAUUUUUGUGAUGCAUUGUUUAUUUUUCAAUAUGCAAUUUGAUAAAUCAUGAAUAUGUUGUGUAGAAAUUAUCACAGGCAUGUGGCUUUAUACUUGAAACCCCAGGGAAAAUAUAACUUUAUCUUCUUGUUCCUAAAGCCUCUUGAUGGAAUCAUAUGCACGAACCUGUUUUGUAAUAUUAUUUGCAUUUCAGUAAUUUUACACUUGCAUCCUAAUGAAGUUUUAGUUUUAUUUAGAAACCCAUCCUGGUACAGAUCUCUAAAGACAACAUUUUGAAGUUGGUAUGUAGAUUAUUGAGAAAGGUACCAUAGGAACAAUGAAGGCAUGAUUUAGAAGGCAGUAUUUAAUUUUGAAGUAAAAUAUCUUGCUAAAAUGUGAAUUUAAUACUUGUCAGUUGAUUGUUGCCAGACUGCAAGUUUUAAACAAUAGUUCACAAAGGUCUAAGCUGUGACAAAUGACUUUGACUGUAGUAACGUUGCAAUGAUAGUCAGUCAAGUCCUUUUUAACCCAAAUGGUGGAGCUUGUACAGCAGCAUUUCUAAAAAUUGUUUGAAAGACUAAUUAUGCAGAGCUUAGACUUUGUGGAUCAAUAAAGCUCGGUUUUGUCUGUUACAGUACAGAACUGUACCAGGAUUUCAUGUUCUUUAUACUAACAUUUUGAAACAUUGUACAGUGCAGAAAUCUUGGAUGUAUAUUCAGAAUGUAAUAUUAUACUGCUUGUGUAAUUUUUGGCAGCUUGCAAUUGCCUUUGCUGAGAACUUAAAUGCAGCAUAUGUGAAUCUACCACUUUGCUCCAGUAUAAUUGCAGAGAAUUGUUACAAUGUAUUCUGCUUUGAAAGCAAAUGAAGGCAACACAAGAAUUUAAUAGAAAAUGUAUUUAUCUUUAAGUAGUCGCUGGAGCCCAUGUGUGGCCAGUCUUUCUUCCAGUACUUUGUUUUAAUGUGCCUGUUAUUUAUCAUAAAAUUAGCAUUUAAAGGUAAUCAGUAUUAUUAGAUGUGGCUGUUGUUGACAGAUAAAGAAACAUCAUUAUUUUAGAUAUCAGCAAUGUUUCAACCAGUCCUGGUGUCUCAAUUCGGAUUGCUAUAAAGACCAACAACAGGAGGGCAAAACACUCUUCCUCUAUCACAAGAUCCAGAAUGCAGGAAGGUUGGACAUUUAAGAAACCUUUAUAGUGACAGUGGCAAUAACUAGACAUGUGUAAAUCUUACCUUUUUUUUUUCAAGUUAUCAAAUGAAACUAAAUGUACAUGCAGUUGUUCUCCAAUUAUGUUUGGUCAAUUGAAGUGCAUCACUCUGAAAGGGUACCAUACAGGUUAUCUACUCAAGGUGGGGAAGCAGUCUCUUUUUUUUUUUAGGCCACUUCUCAUCGUUAAUGCAUUUUAAUGAAAUCUGUUGGUUGUGAAAAGGCAAAACAUCUAUUUAACACACAUUUUAGUCAUCCUGAUCUUACUGAUUUGUUGGAGACUACAUAAGUGGGAGAGAUUUUAAUUAAUUAUCCAUACUGUGUCUUAAAAAUACUGUAUUAUAUUAACUCUUUUUCACAAAGAUGCUGCCUGGGUAACUUAAACACAACAUUCCUUAAAGGUUAAUUUACAUAAUUGUAAAAUACAUGAUUUUUUAAGUUUUGGUUUUUUGAGUUUAAGAAUUCCACUUAAUUAACUAUUACUUUCCUUGCACUUAUACACCUAGCAAUACAAUUGAAUCCACAAACACGGUAAUUUGGCUUGCACUAAUUCCUUUUUUAAAGACAUUCAAAGAUAACGUGAAUAAUUUACUUGCCUUCAUCACCUUUCACAUAGCACAAGCCAGGAAAAAGGAUUGGUUGAGUAUUGGUUAUAUAAUAAAUUACCUGAUUUGAGUUGAAAUCUUAAACAUCUCUUGUAUCGAUCUCCUUUAGUGUUCUAAGUGAUUAUAUGGACAUGUUUGCAAAUCUGUUCCAGAAGCAUUCUUUGUGCAAUUGCCACUUGUUUUUCAAUUAAAACAAAGUUCUUGCUGGAAAUAUCUUUUAAUGGCUAUUUUCUGUAACUCAAACCACUAUUGGUUGAGACAGCUUUUGUGUGCAACCUGAUUAAACAUUCCUACAAUGUACACGCAUUAUCUUGUGUCAAAAAUGGGUAUAUAUAAGUUGGAGAUUAAUAAAUGCUAAUGGCACAAUUUUGAUGUGAA